Messenger RNA from Strongyloides ratti, 1284 nucleotides. RefSeq lists its product as hypothetical. The record is from RefSeq and is a predicted model, not a curated record. Bases 1 to 1284 code for a protein of 427 amino acids. The transcript is spliced from 4 exons. Lineage: Eukaryota; Metazoa; Nematoda; Chromadorea; Rhabditida; Strongyloididae.
AUGCCUAAUUCACCGGCAACUCCGUCUUUUUCUACACCGUCGACAUCAAAGUCAUCUUCUGAUUCAAAUCGAAGGAAAUACUCUAAAAAUGUAGAUUAUUUCCAGUCAUCAAAAUCCUCUUCAAGUACACUAUCUAAAAAUGAAAUCUUGGAACUUAAGUGCCGCUUGGUAAAUGUUAAAAAACAGUUAAAAGAAAGAGAGCGCGUUAUUGAAGAAUUAAAUAAUAAAACAACAAUAUCGGAUAUUAUAAAAGAUGAAGAAGAAAAUAGACCUUAUUUGAAACAACAAGUUAAGAUUUUAACUGAAAUAUGUGAGCAAUUACUUAAAGCAGUACAGGAGGGAGGUGAAGCUGACAAUCAAAGAUUGGAAUGCAUGGAAAAUUUGUACUCUGAACAUGUAGAAGAGUUAACAAAUACAAUUAUGGAAUUAAGAGUAGAAAAUAAUGAAUUGAAAAAGUUAAAUACGGAAAAUGGAGGGAAAGUAAUUAAAAUAAUACGGGAAAAUGAAUAUUUACGGGAACAUACUAAAUAUCUUGAAGAGAAAUUAACAAAAUUGACAGAAGAUGUUGAAAAAGAAGCUGCUGAAAACAAACGAUUAAGAUUAGAAUUUAAAAAACAGGAGGUUAACCAAAGACAGCUAAAUAGUUCUCAUGCAAAUCGAUUAAAGGAGGAGGUUAUUGCAGCAAAACAUGAAUGUAGCAUUAAAAUGGAAAAUGUACGAAUAUCGGCAGAAGAUAAGAUUAAAGAGCAAGAACUAGAAAUAAAAAAAUUAAAAUUAAACAGUGAAAUGCUCAUAAAUGAAAUAUAUCGUAAAGAAGAUACAAUAGAAAAAAUGUCUAAUUUUAUAGAAAAUCUUCUAGAGCAAAAGAAAAAAUGCUCCCGAGAAUUAUCUGAAACAACUGAAAUUAUAAAAAAAGAGGCGACGCAUUUAAAAAAUGAAAAUUCCCGUUUAAAAAGAAAGCUGCGUGAUAUAGAACAACAAUAUAGAGAUUUAGAAAAUGCAUUUAUGAUAAAGAAUAAAGACGAUGAUGACGAAGGAUGUUAUAGUCACACUACAAUUAAAUCACAAUUAUUACUUUCAGCUAGAGAACAACAACUUGAAAGAGAUAAACAUACAAUUGAAAAACUACAGAAUCAAAUUGAAGAUUUGAAGAAAAUUCCUCAUGCAACUAAAAUUCAAAAAUUGUUAGUAGAAAAAAGUAUGAAAGUACGUGAACUUGAAGAAAGAAUAAAAUUGCUAACAGAUGAAUUAAAUGACAAAAGAUAUGAAGGUGUUAUGCGGUGA